Messenger RNA from Kickxella alabastrina, 809 nucleotides. RefSeq lists its product as uncharacterized. The record is from RefSeq and is a predicted model, not a curated record. The transcript has 3 exons. Bases 91 to 348 code for a protein of 85 amino acids. Lineage: Eukaryota; Fungi; Kickxellomycota; Kickxellomycetes; Kickxellales; Kickxellaceae.
CAACCAUCAUUUUCAACAUGCAGCUCUUUUCAUUCACCACUCUUGCCCCGGUUGCUGUUGCUGCCACUGCUGUUGUGCGCGCUGACGCUUAUGCAGAUGCCAUUUUUUGACAGGGCAUCACAACUACAGUACACGGGCGCACACGUAGCAGCAUUAACUUUGACUUUAACAUGGAUUAUCGGUUCACAAUACACACCUUCUGUAGAAGGGGAUCAGACACAUACAACAGUUUUUGCGCAGCGUCAUCUAUUUCACUACACCAGCCCAUAUAUUAUAUCUGCCGUCUACCACAGCCACGCUCAUUCGCACAUCACAAAAAAUAAUGUGUGUCUAGUAAACACUUGGUAAGAUAUCUGCAACUGGUCUCAUCAAUGUCAUGUCUGGGUAAUAAAAAUCGGGCUGGUUCCAUUCCAUAAGACCCGUAACUGUGGUAUAUACGGGGGCCCACAGAACAUUUGUUCAAUAUGAAUCCGGCUGGCGACACGCCUAAGACCUGAAAUCAGAGGCAGCGGAAUAGGAGAAGGGCGGGGUUUACCCAUAUACCUUCUCCAGAUUGCCAGCGUCUGGAUGGGCUCCUCACAAAAUCACAACAUGGGCAUGGCUAGAAAGAGUAGCGCAUGUACCAAACCCAAAGACAUGACAACUAGUUGCAAAUAUCUCUGAGCGUUCAACGACAUUUUGCACUCGAAGCUUUAUGAGCUUCAAACAGCUAUCAUUUGUGUGAUGAUUUUUAAAUGGCACUUUACUUUUAACUGUGCUAAUUUUUGUCUUUGCCGCUCAUCAUGGCAGAAAAUAAAACCACUGUACAU